UAGAUAGAUGAAGCCUUCAGUACUUACUAGCCUGGGAGACACGAACGCGCACGCGCGCACACCAGUCUAUGGCGCACACACACACACACAGAAACACUACUUUUUUUUUUUUUUUUUUUUUUUUUAGCAGUUGUGUCAUCAGCUUCUGGGUUUAAAUACUGCCACACCACCCUUCCUUAAAACGAGGAACAGUUUUGAGCUGUGUUUGGCUAAAAUAACCAGACAUUCUGCAUUUUUCCAAUAGGACUACAAAAAAUCUUAGCGAGAAGAAAAAAUGGCGGAUUGGCUCUGUGUUUAGCCGAGGGCCAUGACCAUAUUUGGUAGUUAUCCUGACGAAAUAAAUUACUGAUAUAAUAGAUAAUUUGAAAAACUGAACAGGUGGACAAAUAUGCCCAAAACUUAAUUAUUAAAUAUCUAAAUAGCAACUCCAGUGAAUAAUAUAAGCCUUUUUGCUCACUUAGACACUUAAAAUGUGAAACACACUGUGUUAAUGGAUAAAAAAGUGGGUUUUUCAGUUUUUCAUGUUAUGUCUCCUUUAAAUAUGCAAUUGUAACUCCCUGGCGCCACCUUAAAAACCUGCAGUUGGUAACAGGAUAUGAUGUCAUCAGUAAAUAGGAAGUAAGUCUGUGAAUUAAGGAGAAGGCGUGUGCAGCUUGGUGACCUUAGCCGGAUAAAUCCAGUGGCAUCCACACACAUCCUAUGUCUUUGGUAGCAUUGUGGGUAUGUAUAGACUUGUUUUAUAUGUUAUUUGCAUGCAUAAAUCAUUUUCUUUCGAGUAAGUUCAUUUUUUUUGUAAGUUUAAUGAUAAAACCGAUCGUGUGCAGUUUGAGCUAGCAAUCGCUAAUGGAGCUAGUUAAAGGGGAACAGUAAACACAUUAAAGCCAUUCAUUAUUGCGAGACUUGUUAAAAUCAUAAUUUGAUGUUUGUAAUUGAGUUAAAAAGAUAAGUAAUUCAUAUGGACAUUGCAUGUUGACAUAUUUAAAAAGAAACUGGGUUAAUACAUUUUCAUCAUUAUAUAUGUACAUGGUGAAUAAGUACAGUGAUUAUGCCUUGUACUGUUUGUUACAGUUUCACCUUUCCCUGUGUCAAUAAACCUGUGAACCGGGAAUCGUGUCGUCAGAGUCUUGAUGUGGGGAAGGAGUUUAGCUGACUGCCCAUCCCUAGCAGAGGCAGUACAGUGAAACCACACUUCCUAGCGGGCAAGAUAACGUGGAAACGCUGACAGAUGAUGCUGCCUGAGUCCUGGCAGGCAGCUCUGACUGCAGAACAGCAGGAGUGGAUCGGCCGGGUGCUGUUCACCAGGGACGAUGCUGGGAGGCCGCAUCUCAUCACGGAGCUCAGUCCCUGGUGGUACCCUCCCCAGCCCCGGGCGGUCUACAAUCAGCCUCUCGCCUCUCCCGACCCCUUCUUUGCAUGUCGGCUCUUCCUGUGGAUGCCUCACAGGAUGUGGCACCUGCAGCUGACGUGCCCCCAGCCUUUGUGCAGCGGCAUCCUGAUAAAGGCUGGGCUCUACAGGACCAUCCGGAGGGUCCUGGACAUCGACGGCUGGUAUCUCAUGGCCACUGAGUACCUGGAGUGCCAUCGAUGUAAGAAGAAGGUCGGAGGGUGGUCACAGGGCAUCUUAAGGCAGCUGCCCCCCACCUACAGCUGCCAGUUCCCAGCUGUCCUCACGUACAAGCUGUCCUGUGACCAGAGGGUGGUUGCUACGCUGAGAUCUCGCACUCUGGGCAACAGUGCCACUCAGCUGUGCAACACCCUGCGGGAGCAGCAUUCCGACGCCUGGAUGCGGAGAGCGAUUCAGUACCUCGGCGUCUGCGAGCAGUUCCUGGCCUUGGGUACCACAAGGGGGCAGAUCGCACCACCUCCCCAGAUGCCCCCUGUGCCCUCACCCGUCUGGCUGCUGACCGUUUACGGUUACGACGUGCUGACGCGGCUGGACGAGUACAAGGCCAGGAUCACGUCCACCUUCGGAUCCAUCCUAAAGAUGGAUUCCACAAAGAAGGUGACGAAGAAGCUCGCAGGUGCCGCCUGGGCUACCAACGUGGGCAACGAGCACGGCCAGGUCCUCAUGAGCGUCCUCACUUGCUGCGAGGGCUCCGAGGGCCUGUCCAAGAUGGCGGCCGGACUGAUGAGGCGGUACCGAUUAGCCGAGGUACCUGCCCCCCAGCUCAUCUACGUGGACCACGACUGCUGCAGACAGGACGGCGUGUCCAAGACGGCUGCCUUAUUUCCGGAGUGGGAACAGCUCAUUGUUCGGCUGGACAUCUGGCAUCUGAUGCACCGCUUCGCAUCAGGUGUCACCACAGAGAGCCACGAGCUGUAUCCCACCUUCAUGAGGCAGCUGUCUUACUGCAUCUUUGAGGUGGACGCCGAAGAUGCUCGCCGUCUCGUGGGAGCCAAGCGGUCCGAGCUGGAGGGGACGCACGGGAUGGUCAACCUGACGGACGCUGAUGUGAUCCAGCGGAUCAGCAAGGAGGAAUGGAGGCUCCACUGCCGCAGGAGGACGCGUGGAGCAGAGGAGUCGACGCUCCUCAUCCAAAACCUCCUUGACACCUUCAGAGGGCCCGCAGGACACAACACGCUGAACAUCCCGUUGCUAAACGCUCUCCUCAUCCAGGACAUCUGGGACACGCAGAGGCGCCACCUCAGCUGCAUCCAGGACCCCCCCUGGCGUGCAGCUGUACACCCAGACGGGCAGUCUGCAAAAAGGAGGGGUCAGGCUGCCCAUCUAUCGCUGCGCGAGGGGCUCCACUUCCCUGAAGUCCUUCCAUCUCCACCUGAACCGCUUCAUCCCAGGAACGUCGGCCAGUGCCAAGUACUUCCAGGCGUUCCUGAUUGAUGGACUGGUCAGGUGGAACGAGGACCGCGCAGCGGCAGCUGAGGGACACGAGGCGCCUCUGCUGUCCUACAGUGGCCACCUCAGGCACACCCUGAACCAGAAGAGCCAAAGGGUGCUUGGUCAUCAGAUGGUUAAGGACUUCACCAAGCCUGCUGCUUACACAGGUGAGCUCAUCGGGGUGGAGUACCUGUUCCAGCAGACAGGCCGCGUGCUUGAGGACAUCAGCAUGGACCCUGACGCUCCGGACGAGGCUGCUGCCGUCACCGACCUGGACGAGGGCAUACAGGAGGACGUGGGCGACUACGUCGCCGCCUUCGUCCUUGACGACCCGUCCACCAGCACUUCAGGAGCAGCCCGGUCAGGGGAUCCAGCUGUCGCACCCGGGUCUGAGCCA
Molecule: messenger RNA, 3233 nt
Organism: Nothobranchius furzeri (turquoise killifish)
Lineage: Eukaryota; Metazoa; Chordata; Actinopteri; Cyprinodontiformes; Nothobranchiidae
Source: RefSeq, a predicted model, not a curated record